UUUUACUGCAGCUGCAGUUUGUUUCUGAAGUCCGGUAAACUUUUACUGCUAACCUGUUGUUAUUUUUUAAAUGCCAGUUUGUAGUUAAAGGUUUGUGGUUUUUUAAUAAUUUUUGAAUUAAGAAAUUUUAAAAAUGUCUUCAGAUGCAUUGGAUGCUUUGACAAAUCAGUUAUCGAAUACAAAAAUGCAAGGAGAAGGAGUGAGUUUUGUAGGGAAGUCACUAAAACUGAACAAUGCAAAUGAUGCGAAAGUUGUAACAGAAGCCAUAGCAGCAUGCAAGAACUUGGAGUAUCUCAAUUUAGAAGGAAAUACCCUAGGUGUGGAGGCAGCAAAAGCAAUAGGGGUUGCUCUUGGAUCCCAUCCAGAGCUAAAGCGAGCACUUUGGAAAGACAUGUUUACUGGCAGGAUGAAGGAUGAGAUUCCCCAAGCUUUGCGAUACCUAGGUAGCGGACUAGAUGUGGCUGGUGCUCGCCUGGUAGAGUUAGACCUCAGUGACAAUGCUUUUGGACCCAUUGGUAUGGAAGGACUGGCAUCUUUGCUGCAGAGUCCAUGCUGUCAUACUCUACAGAUACUUCGCCUCAACAACAACGGCCUCGGUAUCACUGGAGCUAAGUUACUAUCAAGGGCACUAAUGAAAUGUUAUGAAAAUAGCAAGAUCACAGGGAAUCCAUUACCAUUGAGAGUAUUUAUUGCAGGACGAAACAGACUUGAAAAUGAAGGGAUUACUGCUCUAUCAAAAGUGUUCAAGGAGUUAGGAAGUUUAGAAGAAAUUCAAAUACCACAGAAUGGAAUCUACCAUACCGGCAUCAAACAGUUGAGUGAAGCCUUGAAAUGCAACCCUGGGUUGCGAGUGCUUAACUUGAAUGACAAUACUCUGGGGCCUAAGGGUAGCACAGCGCUGGCGAUGGCACUACCAAAUCUGCAGCUGCUCAGGCACAUCAACCUCGGGGACUGUCUCUUGAAGACAGCAGGUGCAUUGAGUCUUGCUGGAGGAUUGCAGCUCAAACAUCCGAAUCUGGAGGAAUUGUUUUUAGACCAAAAUGAAAUUAAGAAGAGCGGAGGAUUAGCAGUUGUGCAAUCAAUAGAAAACAAAUCUAAACUAAAAACAUUGCAACUGAAUGGUAACAUGUUUGGAGAAGAUGGAAUCGAGAUGAUCAAAUCGGAAAUGAAAAAAACAAGACAGCCAGGAGCGUUAGGAACUUUUAGUGAUGAUGAAGGGGAUGAUGAAUCGGAAGGAGACGAAGACGAAGAAAACGAAGAUAAUGAAGAGGAGAGUGAAAAAGAAGAGAGUUAUGUACAUGAAGAAUGUGAAAAAGAACAAAGUGUUGAUCCUAAUCUUUCUUCUGUGGAAAAAGCAAUGAUGAAUUUGUUGAAGAAGGUGACGGCUGCAGAUUUUCUACAGUUCCCAACUCCAGAGAGAUUCUUAGCUUUAGAAGGAAACAAGUGUCAACUAAUACUUGAUGAAAUUAAGGUAAAUUUUACUUUUUAUUUAGAUUAUUUUAAGUACUAUAAUAGGAUCUUGAUAGGGUUAUAA
Molecule: messenger RNA, 1534 nt
Organism: Homalodisca vitripennis (glassy-winged sharpshooter)
Lineage: Eukaryota; Metazoa; Arthropoda; Insecta; Hemiptera; Cicadellidae
Gene: RanGAP
Product: ran GTPase-activating protein 1
Exons: 8
Coding region: 134-1534 (466 amino acids)
Biological process (GO): activation of GTPase activity; nucleocytoplasmic transport; signal transduction
Cellular component (GO): nucleus; perinuclear region of cytoplasm; cytosol
Molecular function (GO): GTPase activator activity; small GTPase binding
Source: RefSeq, a predicted model, not a curated record